AGUCGGCGCUGCCUCGAGCCCAGGGAGGAGCCGGCGGCGGAGGCGCGCAUGCCCGGGCCGCGUCGGCUGAGGUUGCUGGCAGUGCCCGGGGCGGGGCCCCUGCGGCUGCGAGAUUGACUGCCAAUGAUGCAAAACAUGGCCUCGUUGGGGACGAUUUCAUGCGUGAAAGACAGAUUCUUCUUUCCCAAAAGGAAAACACAAGUCAAAUAGAUGACCAAAGGAAUGAUGCCAAAGCAGGAUUCUCCAAGUUGUCAUAACAUGCAUUUUUGGCCUAGUUAAGAUAAGCAGAUUGUUGUGCUUUACAGAGAUAUGCCUUUUCUCAGUUCUUUCCUGAAUGCUCUCCAACUGGAUCCACUUGACUCUUGUAGUGGUGAUCUUCUCUUAAGACAUUGUCAUCUGCCAGGCCCUGUCAUCUGAUUGAGGCCCUGGUUUUUCCUUUUUUAAUUUAUUAGAGCCUCCGCAUUUCAUGGGCAUUGUAAGCAGAUUGACAAGCUGCCUUGAUGUGAAAGUGAUAGCAUCAAGAAAGACAUUAACUUGGAAACCCCAAAGGAAAAGGAUAUUGGGCUUGGUAGCAGAUCAGACUGUUGGGAAUCCUGGUGGACCAUCGAAGGCUUAGCUAUUUCAUCUUUGGAGAUAGCAUCGAGAAAUAGAUCGCUCACCUUCUGCACAUACACGUUGAUUGAAACAUGGCCUGGGUGAAGUUCUUACGGAAACCUGGGGGCAACCUGGGCAAAGUUUAUCAACCGGGAAGUAUGUUAUCGCUAGCCCCCACCAAGGGCUUAUUAAAUGAACCAGGACAAAACAGUUGCUUUCUAAACAGCGCUGUACAGGUUUUAUGGCAGUUGGACAUAUUCCGCCGGAGUUUACGCAUUCUGUCUGGACAUGUUUGUCAGGGAGAUGCCUGCAUAUUUUGUGCUUUGAAGACGAUAUUUGCACAGUUUCAGCACAGUCGAGAGAAAGCGCUUCCCUCCGAUAACAUCAGGCAUGCCCUGGCAGAGAGCUUCAGAGACGAGCAGCGGUUUCAGCUUGGCUUUAUGGAUGACGCUGCUGAGUGCUUUGAAAAUAUCCUUGAGAAGAUUCACUUUCAUAUUGUGCCAAGUAGGGAUUCAGACAUGUGCACCUCGAAGUCCUGCAUUCCUCAUCGGAAGUUUGCCAUGACUCUCUAUGAACAGUGUGUGUGCCGGACCUGUGGAGCAUCCUCAGAUCCUCUGCCCUUCACAGAGUUUGUCCGGUAUAUUUCUACAACAGCCCUUUGUAAUGAAGUAGAAAAAAUGAUUGAACGCCAUGAACGCCUGAAGCCUGAAAUGUUUGCCGAAUUGCUGCAGGCCGCAAACACCACUGAUGACUUUAGGAAAUGUCCUAGUAACUGUGGCCAAAAAAUAAAAAUCCGCCGUGUUCUAAUGAAUUGCCCUGAGAUUGUCACGAUCGGCUUAGUUUGGGAUUCUGAGCAUUCUGACCUGACUGAGGAAGUUGUUCGCAAUCUAGCAACACACCUUUAUCUUCCUGGGUUAUUUUAUAGGGUAACUGAUGAAAAUGCCAAGACUAGCGAGCUCCACCUUGUUGGCAUGAUCUGCUAUACCAGUCGACAUUACUGUGCCUUCGCUUUUCAUACCAAGACUUCCAAAUGGGUGUUUUUUGAUGAUGCCAAUGUGAAAGAGGUCGGGACUAAAUGGAAGGACGUGGUCUCCAAGUGCACGAGAUGCCAUUUUCAGCCACUGCUUCUGUUCUAUGCAAACCCGGACGGUUCAGCCGUGUCCACUGAAGAUGCUCUCAGGCACGUCGUCCACUGGUCCUAUUAUAAAACUGCUGCCGAUGAAGACGCGGGUUUUGAAAGGUCCUCUACUCAUAAACCAGAGAGUGCCAAAGAAGAUGGAUACGGUCAUCAGGCAAAGCAGAGAAUCAAUCAGAAACUACACAUUGAUGACACCGUGGGUUUGACUCGAGGCCCUGCCCUGGCGAGUGGUGGGAAAGGACCAGUUAAACUUGGUCCUAAUGACCAGAGGGAAAGGCUCAAAGACAUUUCCAGAGAAUGUGCCCAAAGAGUCGCUGAGCAGAAAAGCUUCCUCUCCUCCCAAAGAAGAGAGUUAGAGAGGGAACAGAGGAAAGAACCUGGGAGACACCGAGAUUUGCCCAGUGAGGAACUAUCUCGUUCCAAACCCGGGGCAACCCUCGCCACCUCAACAAAUGGAUUUCGGCAGCACAGCAGCCAGCCUGGAUGUUCUAGCCAAGGGAGAGGGUCUUCCCGUCAAGAGCGGGCCAUGCCCCAAGGCCGGAUCUCCGCACAAGUGCCGAGUUCAGUCAAACCCCAGCUGCUUGCCUCAGGGGAGAAGGUCGCCAGUAAAGGAAAGGGCGACAUUGCCACUGGAUAUGACACAGACAGCAGCCAAGACUCCCGGGACAGGGGCAGCACCUGCAGCAGCGGCAGCAGCCGCAGCCGGGCCCGAGGCUGGAAACCAAUGAGAGAGACGUUGAAUGUGGACAGCGUUUUCAGUGAUGCUGAGAAGAGGCACGCUGCUCCACGACACAAAGCAAACAGUAAAUCCAGACACGGCCAAGAUCAGAGAAGUAACAAUGGGCCCAAAGAGUCGUCCAAGCAGAAAGGCUUGAUGACCAUAUAUGAAGAUGAAGGAAAGCAGGAGACUGGAAGCAGGAGUUCCCUGGAUUCUAUGGGGAAAGGAGCUGAGAAAGGGAGAGGCCUCGUGGAGACCAAGGUUGCCAGUGAGGGUGGGCAGAUGCAGAGGACCGAGUCGGGCUAUGAAAGCAGUGAUCGGGUCAGCAGUGGCUCUGCUAGCUUGGACUCUCCACUCCUGGAAGGCAGCAGCACCGUGAACCCCAGUGGCACGAGAGAAAUGUGGCCUGGCAGUAACCAGAUUCAGUCAAAUAAACUGAAUGUAGACACUGGGCAGCAUAGCUCCCGACUGUGCAAAGACCAUCUGGAAGAUUUGAGAGAAAACAUCAAGAUUUCAGAAGUGGCCUGUGGACCCCCAGAUUUCCACCCAGAUUUGCAUCUACAAGUAGAUAAUCCUUUAAUGAAGAGAUCUCAUGUGCAUGAUGCCAGCGAGAAAUUUUUGUCCUCUUCGAAUCCCCAGAUCUUCAAGGACCAUGAUACAAGAGAACACAUGCCCCAACCAAAUGAAAAACAGCUUGAAAAUACAAAUGAAUGCCAUUUUUCUCAAAGGCUUAGUUCAGAGAGGCCUGAAAAAAACAGUCUAUCUUUGGUCAGCACUAGGGGAUCUGUCCCCUUUCACAUCCCUGAUCAUUCUCCGUCGGCAAAGUUAGUUGACAGCGAUGAGAGACUCCCCUCGUCCCAGUUGUCGACACACAUUAAAGUGGGGGAGUCCUUUGCCCAGCAAAGUCUGGGGGAGCUGUGCAGCUCUGUUAAACAAGCUGCCAUCAGCCCCUCCAAUAACAGUGGGAUGCUUGAAGCUACCACCUGCCAGAGUCUGCCACCUCCUCUGCCUCCAAAGAAGUAUGCUAAAGCCAUGGUGGUGUCAUGGUCAGAGAAGAAGGAGUUCAUCCCUGAGCUGGACCUCCCAGGGAGGGGGAAAGCUAAGCCUCCGAGCCUCCAGAAGCAUGCCAUCAGUGCCCCUUCCCAGGCCGAGGCAGAAACAAGACUGAAGGAGCCAGGCCAAGGGAAAGAACUUACCGAGUACAAACCCAGGACCCGAACCAGCCCUUCCACUGACUUCCAGACCCCUCUGGAUGUGGUCAGUAAAGGUGUUCCCCAAACAGAACCAUGGCCCAGUAUGCCACAGCCUCAUGGGAUAGUCUCCCUGACCACCUACUUUUCUGUGGACAGCUGUAUGACUGAUACGUACAGGUUGAAAUACCGCCAGAGACCCAAGCUGUAUCUUCCAGAGAGCAGUGACGUACAUGGAAACAAGCCUCUAUCCCAAACUGAACCGAGGCUGAAAGCCGUGUUCCAUGAUGAUCUGGAGCCAGCCAGUGUAUAGGCCCAGCCUUCCAUGUGAGCAACACUUCCAGAGAAACUCUUCAGAGGUCAGCAGGCAGGCACCUCUCAGUCCACUCAGACAGGAACAGAGCACAGUCAGUUGGUGAGAUUUGGGGGGAAGGAGUUAGGAGUACAAGCCUAUAAACCUUGGCAUUCAAUGUCUGUUGACCCUGGUCCCUUGGUGCCUCCUCCUUGUGGAUGGUGGUUGUAUUCACAGCCUUCUAACCCUUCCUAAGUGGGAUUCCUUGGGAUGCACUGUGCAUGGGGCCUCAGACACUGCUGCAGGAGCCAGCCAGCCAGCCGCCUUCAGGGUAGUUAGCGCAAUGUGUAUGCAACUCACCAGCAGUUACAUAUACCUGAUCAAUGCUGCCGUGUGUCUGCAGCAUGGCAGAGCUAGUCAGAGCAGUAUUUGCUUAUGAGGAAGCACUUUUCAUGGGUAAACAGCCAGAGGUUUCACCCAUAGUCUUGUUUGGUUUUUGACUUCUGUGAUAGUCUACUACCUAUGAUACCUUCAAGUGUCUUAAAAUUGGUUAACAUAUAAAUUUGAUCCUUUUAUAGCAUUUGGGAGGGGGAAAAAGCCUUAAUUGUGAGUGACUUUGACACUGAUUUUUCAAAAUCAGGAACAGAAGGGAAGUGAUCUCUCCCUCCUGGAGCUCCAUUUUUGUUUCACUGAAAAUCCGUUAUUGAGAAUGCCUCUUCAGCAGCAGUGUAGAUACAGGGAGCCAGUGAGUUUGGUGCGUCACGAAUGUUACUGCAGUCAUGGAAGCUAAAAGUAUGCAAAUAGUAACCUUUAGCAGACUUAUAUCUUGCAAGAGUUGUCUCUGAUUUCAUGUGAAGCCUAAGUGGUGUUUUUGUUUUGUGUUUUGGGAGACCCUUAUUGCAAGUCACCAAUGAAUACUUUCCACAGCUGCUUGAAUAUUUCCCCAGAGAUUGUGAACUAAGCUUUCUAUUACUGGCCACCCAGCCAACUGAUUUUUGUCUGUCCUUAAGUUUGGAAAAUUUAGACUCUUCACAUGGUCAGUUGGAAUUCAAUGUUAAUAAAGUGUUAAGUCUUCUCUUUCCAGCUAGCCUUUGCAUAAAAACCAUAGCAGUUCUCCAUUAGACAUAAAAUGGCUCGGAGUAAAAAAAAAAAAAAAGUCAGUCCAGCUGUUUUGCACUAAGUCAGUGGCCUUCUUGGGAGGGGAAAGGGAGCUAUGUUCGCACCAACUAAUGAAACAGAACCCUGAAGAUAGUGAAAUCAUGUUUGGGUCUUAAAGCUUGGAAUUUGUAUAUUACCUGAGAACUAAGGAGCCUCAAGCUGUGGUCCGUCCGGGUAACUCUUCCCCUAUUAUUCUGAAUGCAGCUGUUCACCACAACACCCCACUCUUUUCUUCCUCAUUGCAGUUGCUAUCUAGGACCUUUCUUCUGUUACCUUAAGGGAAGAAUUGAGGAAGCAGAAUUCUUAAGAAAGGGAAAAGAACAGGAGCUAGACUAGAUUUGGAGAAUUAAAAGUAUUUACCAAAGAUAAAGUGGAUCCUUCACAAUUAUAGCUAAUAACCAGUACUUUAUAUUUCUAGUAAAAUUCACAAUCCGGCCUGUCCUUUCUUCAGUUGGUCACAUGGCCAGGGAUAGUUCCUUGGCUGAUAAGGAAAGAACCUCUAAGAGGUCUAUCAAGUCCUACUUAAAAAAAAAAUCUGUUACUUAACUAAAAGAUGUGCUACUGCAAAUAAUUGAAAUGGGAAAUUGUUUCCUUAUAUUAAAUUUAAUGUUUUUAAAAUGUACAAAUUGUUUCUUUAUUUUUUUAAUUUGCAAAGCAGAUCUUUUUUCUCCUAAUCACCUGAUCAUAAGCAUCUUAAGUUAUAGUAUUUGAGAAUAGUCUGAAAUAUGGGAUAAUAUAAAUUGCUACGUUUUGCUGUAAGAACGGAAAACAAUUACUUAUAAAGUUUGUAUAUUUGCUUCAUAACCAAAUCUCAGCCUGACUUGUAUUUGUCUUCCAUUUAUUAUUCUAAAAUUUCUCUAAGGUUUGAAAUUCUUCCUGAAUGAUUGUUAGUUUAUCUCCUUCCACAAUUUAGAAAUACUUGAACAGACCAAGUAAAAUUGCAUUUUAUCCUUCAUCCAAAGCUGUUUUUAAAGCUUUCAGUACUGACAUUUGUAAAUAGUGUAAAAUUCUAUUUCAAAUAACAUAUUUAACUUUGCUGCUUGCAUAAAUGUAAUGUGAGCAAUGACAGACCCAUUUCAGAUAUUUCAAAAGCUUCAUUAAUAUGUGUUUGAAAAGGUAGUCUGCAUAGAAGAAUGGUAUUGUUGCUUUCAAUUCAACGUCAUUCCUGAUUUCCAGGUAUUUGAAAGGUCUUUGGUACUGGCACUUUAUCAGCAUUGAGUGUACCAACUAUCAAAUACCAGCAGGUUAUUUCAGGUACUUCUGUCCAUUUAGUUAGAACCUUUGGUUUACAGCAUUUACUGGAUGACAUAGCAAUGGUGAAACUAGAAAAUGUCAUUACCUUUUAUGUUUGAAUGUACACUCACUCCAUAUGCAGGCAGGAUUUCUGAUUGCUAAUUUAUAAUGCACAUUUGAAACUUUGGAUUUUACUUCUAGGGGUGCCUAUUUUUAUAAGUGUUUUGAUUAUGGAGUUUUCAUGUUUUCAUGGCAACUUUUGUAACAUGUUUAACAAAUCUUGUAAUGAACAAAAUGUUUUAAACUAUCUUUAGAAUGCUAUAUUUUCCUGGGAAAUCAUUUUCUUCUAGUUCAGAAUUGUUAAAAGGUAAACAACUUUUAAAUUAGAAUUGUGGACUUGUGUUCUUAAUAUGUAUGAAUUUUGCUUUUAAAAAAAAAA
Trichosurus vulpecula (common brushtail) is the source of this 6762-nucleotide messenger RNA. It is a transcript of the gene USP53, whose product is annotated as ubiquitin specific peptidase 53. The coding region runs from base 687 to 3953 and encodes 1088 amino acids. The record is from RefSeq and is a predicted model, not a curated record. Gene Ontology annotation, cellular component: cell-cell junction. Gene Ontology annotation, biological process: sensory perception of sound; protein deubiquitination; response to auditory stimulus. Gene Ontology annotation, molecular function: cysteine-type deubiquitinase activity. NCBI's taxonomy places the organism in Eukaryota, Metazoa, Chordata, Mammalia, Diprotodontia, Phalangeridae. The transcript is spliced from 16 exons.